Laetiporus sulphureus 93-53 is the source of this 631-nucleotide messenger RNA. Its product is annotated as HSP20-like chaperone. Gene Ontology annotation, biological process: protein folding; response to heat; response to salt stress. The transcript has 3 exons. Bases 63 to 530 code for a protein of 155 amino acids. The record is from RefSeq and is a predicted model, not a curated record. Lineage: Eukaryota; Fungi; Basidiomycota; Agaricomycetes; Polyporales; Laetiporaceae.
CCCCCUCUCCAAUAAUCCAAAAACUAGAAGACAAAACAACACUUCUCAUUUACUAGAAAAUCAUGUCGCUGCUUCCAUUUGUUACCGAACCUUUCUACUCGCUGGCCGACUUUGAUCGUCUUUUCGACGAGGCCUUCUCGAGCCGGACUGGUGCUGGCACUGUUGCUACCACUGAGCCGGCGACUGCUGUAACGAGACCCUUACGGCCAAGAAUGGAUCUCCACCAGGAUGAAAAGACCAACACUGUGACCGCCACGUUUGAACUUCCGGGUCUGAAGAAGGAAGAUGUGGCGAUUCAGGUGCAAAAUGGCGUCCUGACGGUGUCUGGAGAGUCAAAGAUCUCCAGCGAUCGCGAGGAGAACGGCUACGCUGUCCGCGAGCGGAGGUUUGGAAAGUUCUCCCGGUCGCUUGGCUUACCCCAAGGCGUGAAGAGCGAGGACGUGAAGGCCAAUUUGGAGAACGGCGUGCUGACGGUGAGGUUCCCGAAGAACACGCCGGAGGCCGCUGCUAAGAAGAUCACGAUUGCUUGAGCAUGAGUGGUCGACUAGCCAGGUAGUUCAUCGCCUGGCCGGCUGCUUGGACAGUAUUGGAUCAAAGAUUGUACUCGUUUUCAAUCCCAAUUGUAGCAUAC